Recurvomyces mirabilis is the source of this 1560-nucleotide messenger RNA. It is a transcript of the gene CDC37, whose product is annotated as hsp90 co-chaperone Cdc37. Gene Ontology annotation, biological process: protein stabilization; protein folding. The coding region runs from base 1 to 1560 and encodes 519 amino acids. The transcript has a single exon. NCBI's taxonomy places the organism in Eukaryota, Fungi, Ascomycota, Dothideomycetes, Mycosphaerellales, Teratosphaeriaceae. Gene Ontology annotation, molecular function: protein-folding chaperone binding; protein kinase binding; heat shock protein binding. Gene Ontology annotation, cellular component: cytoplasm. The record is from RefSeq and is a predicted model, not a curated record.
AUGCCUGUCGAUUACAGCAAGUGGGAUGCCCUUGAGCUUUCGGACGACAGCGACAUCGAAGUCCAUCCAAAUGUCGACAAGCGCUCUUUCAUUCGUGCCAAGCAGAACCAGAUACAUCAGCAGCGACUAGACCGCAAACACCGCAUCACUACGCUCAAGUACGAGAGGGUCAUUAACGAUGGAUUACUGUCGCGGAUAGAUGCUCUGUUGAAGUGCCUUGGGGCACAUAAGAAAGAAGUUGAAGGCAAGAAAGAGACUGAUGAUAUCGAUGAAGUCGUGUUUGAUGCUUUGGUGGAAGUGCAAGGCGAUGGCAGUCUGGGAGAAGAUCAGCCUCCUGCUCCGCCUCAAGGUAUUCAUGCCAAUGAGCAGCAGCCGAGUUACAGUAAGAUGAUGGGAACACUGGUCGAUCAGGUGAAGUCUGAGGUCGAUAAAGCCAAUGCUGACGGGCCUGCUCGGUAUGAGGCAUAUCUGAAGGAGGUCGCUGGUCACGAGGUAAAAGUUAAAGGCUUGCAGAAAGACCUACUAACAGAGCUGAAUAAGCUUGAGAAGGAAGAGGGCAGCAAGAUCACGAGUGACAGUAUACAUAUGGGCUUCGACACUUCACACGUUGCGAAAGCACCCGUCGUACCCGUCAAGACCGAACCAGAGCUGAUGAACCCAAAAGCCAUCAAGCAAGGUGGUGCAGAAACCGCUGGUUCAGAAGCAGACAUAGAAGACGGCGCGAUAGCAACAGUGCCGGGCGAAGAAGCAGCAGAUGAUGACAUGAAAGCCUCACCUCUCGCCAAACGUUUCGGCCGGAUACCCUACGGCGACUACCCAGCCAGUCUACGCUUCAUAAGUGAGCAUCCUGAAGUUCUCGCGGAAAAGGAAACAGAUGGCCUACUGGUCGAAGCCUUCAAUGGCCAAAGCAACGCCACUAAUCAGAAGGAAGAAGACUACGCUCGCCAAUGCGUGCAUCAAGCCCUUCUACUGCAAUACUGUCGCCAACUAGGCAAGGACGGUGUAGGUCUCUUCUUCAAACGCAUUCAGACACAAAACCAUCAAGCAAGGAAACUGUUCCUGGACGAUGUGAACACGACUUAUGCUCGAAUCCGUAGCCGUACUGCCGAAUUGGCCCGCGAACGCGAAGCCGACGGCGGCGAGCGCGAGACGAUUCAACUCCAUGCCGUUGAUCCCAAUACUACCAUCAACAUUGUCACGCCUCCAUCCCUAGCCGACUGCACGAACGACGACGAGCGCACGGCAAGAGAGAUCUUCGAUACGUUCCCGCCUGGUCUGCAGCGGGCUCUGCAGAGUGGGAGUCUAGAGAAGGUGAACGAGGUUUUGGCGAAGAUGUCGGUGGACGAGGCGGAACAGGUUGUUGAGCAAUUGGGCAAUGGAGGGAUGUUGAGUCUUGAGGAGGGCGUGAUUGAUGCUACCACCGAAGAGGGGCAAAAGCAGGUGGAGGAAAUUGAGAGGACGAGGGCGAUGCCAGGGGAGAAGAGGGAGGUAGAGGAGGUUGGUGAGCCUGGUGGGGAGCGAAUUGUGGAGUUGCCGGAGGGUGUCGACGAGAUGGAUUAG